This is a messenger RNA of Homalodisca vitripennis (glassy-winged sharpshooter), 7416 nucleotides long. RefSeq names its product sortilin-related receptor-like. Lineage: Eukaryota; Metazoa; Arthropoda; Insecta; Hemiptera; Cicadellidae. The coding region runs from base 220 to 6729 and encodes 2169 amino acids. The transcript has 35 exons. Gene Ontology annotation, molecular function: protein binding. The record is from RefSeq and is a predicted model, not a curated record. Gene Ontology annotation, cellular component: Golgi apparatus; membrane. Gene Ontology annotation, biological process: post-Golgi vesicle-mediated transport.
AAAAACAUAUUUGACGAUCUUGUCGUUGUCAUUGUGAGUUGUGACGAUCAGGUUAUUGCUUGUGCGUAUUGUUCUUUGAAUUGUGCAAUUACGGCGAAUGUUCCAGUACCUUUUUAUAAAUUGUAUAUUCGUUGUGCGAUAAACUUUAUUAGAUAAGCGUUAAACUUAAUUUGUUAUUAGAAGUCGGCAUAUCAAAUGAUUAUAAGAAAAUAAUCAACAAUGGGAAGUCAAACAGCAGUCUUGACAAUCUGUUUAUUUUUAAUCAUUAAUGUAACGUAUAUAACAUCGACAACUUUAAGUGGUACUUCAGACGUUUCUGUAAACGGAAACAUCAAAAUCUACGAAGCCGAGGUUAGCUCUUCUAAUGAUCAUCACACAUUAAGAAAACGAGAUGUUGGAAAAGAGUUUCACAAAAGCAACAUUACAACUAAAGUGAACCAGCUCAAUGAUUCCCACCAACAGCUGAUGGUGCACUGGGCAGGUGAAGGCUCAGAUGUAGUCAUUUGCUUGGCCAAAGAUUCCAAUACUGCAAAUUUUGCUAAACCCUCUGCAGUCUACAUAUCCUACAACUAUGGCGACUCUUUCGACAACAAGACUGAAUUUUUCAAGUUCUCGCAACCAGAUGGAAAACCUGUGUUUGCUUCCAUUGAUAAAUUUUUCACCCAUCCUAAAUUCAUCAGUCACCUGGUGUUUUUGGAUAUUGUUCAUAAGGUUAUAUUUACAACAACAGACUAUGGGAAGAGUUUCAAGUACUAUUCUCUCUCCUUUAAUCCUGUGGACAUCUCUUUUCAUCCGGAGAAUCCUUCUUUGUUUCUGAUUCAUGAUGACAAGCAUUCAUUAUGGGUCACAACAGAUUUUGGGAUGACAUGGAGUCGCAAUCAGGAGUUUGUGAAGGUAUAUUUCUGGGUGGUAGAAGACAAUGGGGAGCAAUACCUAGUGGUUCAGCGUGAGGAGCCAACUACAUCAUCCGUUAUAGCGGUGACUGGGUUAUUGCCUGGCCAAACCUCCUCACUGAGCUUGGUUAUUCGUGAUGUUGUUGACCUCUGGGUCAAGGGCGAGUUCAUGUUCGUCACCCGCAAAGACCCCAAGGAUGCUCAAAGCCUGGAUCUGCUGGUAUCACACAAACGAGGAGAGUUCAAGAAGGCUGUGUUCCAGUCAGAGCUUCGUUGCCAGGCGUAUCAUAUUGUGGAUGCAGACAGUGUACGUGUGAUGGUAGCAGUGAGUCACUCUGAGUACAUGGCCAACCUAUAUGUUUCUGAGCUGAUUUCUGACUCCAAUGACAUCAAGUUCAGUCUGUCCCUAGAACGAGUCUUCUGUUAUUUCCAGGACAAGAUGUGGACUGACUCAUGGCUCAGAUUGCAGUCUAAUGUUAAAGAUGAGAAAGAACCGAGAAUUAAUUUCGAUUUAUCAGACAAAUCAUUUGCGGAUGUACACAAAGUGGAAGGGAUGAAAGGCAUUUACAUUGCCUCACAAGUGCUGGACACGGUUGGCAUCAACCCUGGAGUAGAACACCUGCGUAGUGUCAUAACCUUCGACUGGGGUGGAGAGUGGAGACCUAUUGCAGCCCCCCACUACUCUUCUGACCAUCAGCCUAUCCAAUGCAAUGCAGCCAACAACUGUUCGCUGCACCUGUCACAGAAGUUCGCCCAGAUGUAUCCAGUGACAAGAGCUGCACCGAUCCUUAGCUCCAAGUCUGCACCAGGAGUGAUCCUUGCCACUGGAACCCUUGGCUCCUCGUUGAAGGGCCAUGUUGGUCUGUACAUGAGCCAAGACGCAGGGCUUACCUGGUCUCAGAUUUUACAAGAAUACUAUCUAUUCAACUUUGGAGACCAUGGUGGUGUGUUGGUGGCCGUAAAGUAUUUCAAGUCCAAUGGGGAAACCAAUAUACUGAAGUACUCUACUGAUGAAGGUGAGAGCUGGAAGGAUCAUGCGUUUACUGAUGAAGAUCUCAGAAUCUAUGGGCUGAUGACGGAGCCUGGUGAAAAUACGACCAUCUUCACCAUGUUUGGAUCUGCCCGAUCCCAACACCAAUGGCUUAUUGUCAAGGUUGACCUCAAGAAUGCUUUUACUUACAACUGCACUCCUGACGAUUACAAGUUCUGGUCGCCCAGUAGUGGUGAUGAGGGGGUAAAGAUGACCUGCAUCCUGGGAGUCAAGGAGACGUACGAACGCCGUGUGCCUCACUCUAAUUGUUAUAAUGGCAAAGACUACGACCGACCCAUAAAAAUGGAGGUGUGCCCGUGUGAUGCAGAGGACUUUGAGUGUGAUUUUGGAUUUGACAGAGCAGUGGGCAUGGCCCAGUGUAUACGCAACAAGAAGACCUUAUACAAUCCUUAUGCAGUGCCAGAAUGGUGUCAGCCCGGGCAGUUUUACAACCGCACCAAGGGUUACCUCAAGAUAGAAGGUGAUGCCUGUGUAGGGGGCCGAGACCGUCACUUCCUGCCUGACUUGUUGCCGUGCCCAUACGAUGAACGCAAAGAGUUCCUGCUACUUGCUCAGAAGGACCGAAUUGUCCGAUUUGAUCUUGCCACAUUACAAAGAGAAGAACUGCCCAUCAAAGGUCUACAAAAUGUGAUAGCAGUGGACUUUGAUAUCCACAACAAUUGUGUGUACUGGGCGGACAUCAUCAACGAUACCAUCUCGCGCCAAUGCCUUGGUAAGGACAACACUAAUACCAGUGAGAUACUGGUGGAGAAUGACUUAUCUUCAGUGGAGGGUAUGGCUCUGGACUGGAUGUCCAACAUGCUAUACUUUGUGGAUGGUAUCAAAUGUCGUAUUGAAGUGAUCAGAACCGACAUUGAUCACGAGGGCCGCAUGAGAUACACAGUCUUAGGACCUAGUGUCCUCAGAAAACCUCGAGGCAUUGCUGUCCACCCUGCAGCUGGGUACAUGUACUGGACAGACUGGGCUGUUGGAGACCCUUGUGUAUCUAGGGCUUCUUUGGAUGGCUCAGGAGUGAAACGUCUGUUUGGCAAGCCCGAUGUGGAGUGGCCCAAUGGAAUUACCAUUGACUACAUCGCAGAAAGGAUUUAUUUUGUUGAUGCCCAUGAAGAUUUCAUAGGUAGUGCUGACCUUGAUGGCAAACACUUCCGAAAAAUCAUUCAUAACAAGGAGGAAGUGACACAUCCGUUCGCAGUUGCAGUAUUCAAGGACAUCAUGUAUUGGGAUGACUGGAAGCAGAAUGGACUAUAUUCUGCAGAUAAGGACCAUGGUGUCAGCAUACGGGCAAUAGACACAAAUCUGCCUGGUCUAAUGGAUCUGAAAGUGUAUGCACACAGCCUACAGGAGGGCAGCAACCGGUGCAGCGGAGGCAAGACUUGCUCCUACCUAUGUUUUGCCCGACCAAACAACCAGAGCACAUGUCAGUGCCCGGAUGCCUUGGAGUUAUUCAAUGGCGAAUGCUACUGUCCUGGCAGAGUUGUCAAGCCAUAUGCCAACGGCACAUGUCCUGAAGACAAAGACAAGAAGUGCUCACCAGAUCAUUUCAAGUGCAACAAUGACCUUUGCAUCCCCAAACUGUGGAAAUGCGAUGGAGACAACGACUGUGGGGAUUUCUCUGAUGAGUACAACUGCGGGGCUCUAACCUGUCAGCCAGACCAGUUUCAGUGCAACUCUAGCGGCAAAUGUAUCAGCCCUGACUGGCACUGUGACUACGAUAAGGAUUGCGAGGACGGGAGUGAUGAGUUAAACUGCACAUAUGUAUCGUGCACCAAGGGCCAGUUCAAGUGUGAUAACAACCGCUGCAUCUCCCAGCUCUUUGUCUGUGACGCGGAGGACGAUUGCCGAGAUGGCUCCGACGAGGCCAAUUGCUCUUCUGUGAUCCUGCCCAAUUCUUGCACAACUGGCUACUUCCUAUGCAGCAAUCCUCAUGCUUGCAUUCCUGCGUCCUGGCGCUGUGAUGGAGAAAAGGACUGUGGCGACAACUCUGAUGAGAUUGGCUGUGAUAGUAACUCUUGUGAAAGCUGGCAGUUCCAGUGUGAUAACCACCACUGCAUUUUCAAAACCUGGCAGUGUGAUGGUGACUACGAUUGUGGUGACAAUGACACAAGUGAUGAACGCAAUUGUCCAACUACGGUCCGCCCCCCCACUAUUCCACCCCGCCCACAACUACCAACAAACACGUGCGUUGAUUGGAUGUUCCGCUGUAAUAACAAGAAAUGUAUCCCGUACUGGUGGAAGUGUGACUCUGUCAACGAUUGUGGAGACAACAGUGAUGAGAUCGGAUGUGAGCCCAUCACAGUACCUACCAGUUACGUGACUCCAGCCCCUCCCUCCCAAUCUGGUGUCUGUCAGAGCCAUCAGUUCCGCUGUCUUAAUGGGGAUUGCAUUCAAGACUCAUGGGUCUGCGACAAUAUCAAGGACUGUGAACAGGGAGAGGAUGAGGAGCAUUGUCAAGGUACUGUGUUAUGUGACAGCAAGACUCAGUUCAGGUGUCGACAGGAUGGCUCGUGUAUCCCUCUGCGACAGGUGUGUGACGGCAAGUACCAGUGUCCCGACUACAGUGAUGAGAUGUCAUGCUCCCACUCCAAUGUGCCUAUAGUACCAGGCCCCAGUUGUGGAGUAGGAUUGUUCCCUUGUGACAACAAGUGUCUGCCAAUGGUGAUGAUGUGUGACGGACAUAUAGAUUGUACUGAUGAAACCGAUGAACACAAUUGUAACAAUAAUACGAACAAAGUUUACCAGAUUCUAAGAUUCGGAAUAGAAGACAGUUCGACAAAUUCAACCAGUCUAAAACUGUUCUGGUGGCUGCCAGUAUCAACUGGGGUUGUAUUUCAGUUCCUACCUUCAUACAAGGUUGCCAACUCCCCCCACAGUCAGUGGGUGAACACCUCGUGGAUCUCAGAGAGCAUGUAUCGCUUCACUGGCCUGAGGCCCUACACACUGUACAACCUCACUGUCUAUGUCAAGAACACUAACACCAGAGAGAUCUACCCCCCAGCAAAAUUCAUUACAGCUGCCACUGCUGUAGCAGAACCAGAGGCACCCUGGAAUGUGACUGCCAAACAGCUGACUGCAUACCAGGUGCAGGUGAACUGGAUGCCACCUCACGAGUCCAAUGGUCCAAUCACAGGCUAUUCGGUGUGCAUGACUCCCCCAAUCCCUCCCAUGUGCAAGACUGUGCACGGCAGUAAAACCCAGAUACUCUUCGACUCUGAGUUCACCACCAACAACAACUACUCAUUCUGGGUGAAAGCUAAGAACUCACUGUACGAGUCAAACAGUUCGUCUGUGGCUGUAGUACAGUUGGACGAGUCAGCUCAUAUGCUGCCCAUCACAGACCUGAAGGUGGAUGCGCACACGAGCAACAGUGUCAGUCUCUCAUGGACUUCGGUCAAACAUGCCGAAAAGUACCACAUCAAACCUAAGGCCCUGAGUCUUGUCUCACCGGACUCCAUUCUUUAUCCUCGAUUGGCUGUUGUUGACACAUCAUCCUCAAAAUACACCGUGACUGACCUUGCACCUGGAACUGAUUACACAUUCGAAGUGGUGCCCUAUAACAGCAAGUUUGAGGGACAACCGUCGUCCAUUACAACCAGAACUGAUGGAGUUACACUUCCACAGAUCACAGGUUUGCAUGUAGAGCUGGUCAAGUCUCAUGGCACUGCAGUCAAGAUUGGAUGGUCUCCACCCAAUGAUAACCGAAAAGUCUCUUGGGAGUAUGGUAUCUUCUAUGGGCGAAAUCUGAAAGAAUUGCUUUCCAAAGGAGCGUUACGGACGACAAACACGUCAGCUACAGUGCAGGAUCUGGCAGCGUGUGAGUCGUACGUGUUCGCAGUGGGGCUUGUAGCACCCUUGGGAGUGGGUCCACUCAGUAGUAACCCUCAGACUGUGGUUACUCAGUUCAACAUCCGUGCCGCCCCCAAGAAUCUCCGAGUUUUUGCUGACCCUCACAACACCACGGCCAUGUCUGUUACGUGGACUGCCUCUUGUCCCGUUGUUACUGAGCCCAUUGCCUAUGAGAUUACAAUAAUGGAGGUGAACCUAGAUCAGAAGGCAUCAUAUACUAACAUGCCUACCAGUGAAGUGGAUCUGCAGCACACAUUCUUCAUACAGUACGGUGGGAGAUACAACGUAUGUGUGUCAACAUCAGUGAUGGGCUCAGCAGAGGGGCCAUGUGUAGAGUACUGGGCCCGACAGCUGCCCCCACCACACCAGCUUCAGGUCCUGCAAGAGACCAAUGGCAGCUAUGUGCUGUACUGGCGACAAGAUCAGCUGCCUGCCAAUCUUUCCUCCAACGAUUACCACUAUGUUGUACUUGUAUCUCCUGGCAGUUCCCUGAACAUUUCCACAGCGAAAGAGCUGAAGACAAACUCUGCACCAUACUUCUUCUCUCCUGAGGACGAGGACACUAUCUACUCGUACGCAGUGGUGCUGGAAACUAAUGCUGGUUACAGGUCACUGCCCUCCGAGGUUGUUUCGUUAGCUUCCACCAAGGACUCAUGGCCAGCUCUUUUCCACCAGAAAAGCGUGAUGUCGCUAAUCUUGCCUACGCUCCUAGUAGUUGUAGUAGUAUGUUGUGUGCUGGCUGUAGCCCUGGGCUUCAUCUCCAUCAGGCAUCGCCGGCUGCAGCACACCUUCUCCAACUUUGCUAAUAGCCACUUUAGCACUCGUUCUGGGACAGCCACUUUUGGCAGCAAUUCCGAUGGGCUCGGCAACAAUUUGAUAGACGACGAGGACUCGCCAGUGAUCCGAGGGUUCUCUGACGAUGAGCCACUUGUGAUUGCCUGAUCUCCUCGCAACUGUGAUACCUAGAGCUUCUGCUUGUCUACAGUAUUGGGUCUGCUACGACCCUAGUCACUUUUAACAACUAGACCAAAUACCAUUUUAACAGUACACAGAUAGUCAGUGUGCGAUUUUGCGGUCUUUAACCUUUUCAUUAUAAUGAUAGACUGAUGUAAAUUUGUUUAGUUUUAUCACCUCAAGUGUUAAUUGUGUACCUGCUAUUUCAUUCCUGACUAUGAAGAGUGAUAAAUUAAUGUAAAUGUUUGGGGAAAUAAUAAGAUUUAUUCUCUAUUCUUUAUUUAUAACAGAGUGAUUUGAGUUUUUCAGUGAUUAGCAAAUGUGCAUUUAAUAGCUAAGCUAUGUAGACACAUAUUUACAGCAGUUGUACGACAUAAAUGCUUGAGGUAUUUUUAUAAUAGUGUUUAUUCGGUGUGUCUAGUAAAUUAAAUAUAUAUAUUUUAUCUACAAGUUUAAGUGUUCCUGUGCUUUCAGUACAAGGUGUAUUGUGUAGUCCUGUGUAAAGUAUGAUGACACACAGUGAAUCUUAUCUUAUUGAGUUAUAUUUAGUAAGUUAUGUUUGACUUUGUUUCCUUAAAUUGUUUACUGUUGUCUUUCAGUCUGAAUUUUAUCAAUUGUUUUCACCAAAGACAGCACUGUUUGAUUUUGAGAUUAAUUAAUAAAAUAUUUAAAAUA